GACAUGCGCAGUGCGGUAACAACACAUCACCACGGCAACCAUCUUUCACAGCCAAGUCCCCGGCAGCAUCAGUGGCGUGCGAUCACCUCCGCUUGGCCAUACAGACAUCCGCAGACCUCUAACCUAAGUCUGAGUUGCCUGGCCCGCCCGCAACAGUGCAGUCAUGGUGAAGCUGGGUACUAAUUUGUCUGAUAAGAUGGAGAAGCAGCCGUCUGCAGAUGAUGGCUUUGAUAACAUCCCCCUCAUCACACCCCUGGAGGUCAGCAAGCUCCAGCAGUCUUUUGCGGACAAGGUUAUUGUGAAGACGACGACUCAUUAUCAACUGCAACAAAAGAAAAAGAACAAGUUGUUCAUGCCCAGCACUGAGAGGCUAAACAUCAACUUCUAUAAAAAUGUGUCUGACAGAGUCAAGAUCACAGGCCUGAUCCUCAUCAUGUUGGCCUUUCUAACCAGCCUCCUCCUCCUGCUCAUGUACAAAGCCAUGUGGUACGACCGUCUGACCUGCCCACAGGGCUUCAUCCUUCAGCAGAGGCACUGCACUCCGGCCGCUCUGGAGAUAUUCUCCAGCGAGCAGCAGAAUCCGGAAGACAUCCAAGGCAGCACCAACUCUGGGCUGUAUGCCGCCCUCAGCCGCCUCAACCAGGUCAAGAGGACAGGCCCUGAGAUGCCAUCGCCGUGGUUGCCGGUCAUCAGAGCUCUGAAGGAGCCCGACCCCAUCAAACAUGACAGCCAGCCAGUCAAAGGUGAACAGGAGAGAGACGAGUGAUUAUUGGUGUGCUUUUUUUUUUCUCUCUCUCACCGGGCAGUCAGUGAUGCUAUAAAGCGUGCCAUAAUGAAAUUGUGUGUGUGCAUGUGCGUGGGAAUGCGCGUCUUAAAGUUUGUGGUCAGAGGCAAGAAUGUUAUUAAAAUGUUGGAAUCCGUCACUUGCGGUUUCACUGACUUAACUCGGUGCGCACCACAUGAAUUCACGAUGUAUCCAUAUUUUUGGUGUAUGUUGUCACGAUGGGAUGUUGAAAGUGACACAUUUUAAUGACACCUUUCAAUUUGCUGUUGUGUGACAUUUUUAAAAAAAAAUGUUCUGUCAUUAUGAAACUGAUGUUAAAUGAGAAAUGUGUGAGUGUCAGAACUGACUGUUAUGGCCCAUGCAAGAAUAAUUGUCAUUUGAUUACAAGUAUGCAAGUAAACGACAUAAAGAAUGUCUUGUUGUGAUUUUUAAAUAUAUGAAUGUAUCUGGAGUAGUUGCUUUAGUCUACAUUUUUAGUCAUUGAUUUUAUUCAAGCGUGCAACAUGUUUUUUAUUCAAACAUUUACAUCUUCCGUUACUUUACAACUAAUUGGACAUUCAUUUCCAAGGCUGAGGACACAUUGACAUUUAUACAUAUUUUUAUACAAGGUUUGAUGUCAGCUUCAUAUAAUUUUGGUGUCCUAAUGUGUCAUUACUGUCACUCUUUUCCCAGCUUUUUCUUUUUUUUUUUCUUCAAAUGGUGAUUCACUGGUUAUGUUUUUUGCAAAAAUGUGUUUGCGUGUGUAGGAGUGUAAGAUCACAGUACAGCUUGUCCUUACAUCACAAUCCAUCUGCCCGGAUCUCAGUGCAUGGACAUAAAAUAAAAAUGUAGAUUUUGUUCAUU
Syngnathus acus (greater pipefish) is the source of this 1627-nucleotide messenger RNA. RefSeq names its product calcyon neuron-specific vesicular protein (gene caly). Gene Ontology annotation, molecular function: clathrin light chain binding. Gene Ontology annotation, biological process: G protein-coupled dopamine receptor signaling pathway; clathrin coat assembly; endosomal transport. Gene Ontology annotation, cellular component: endosome; membrane. The record is from RefSeq and is a predicted model, not a curated record. The coding region runs from base 164 to 766 and encodes 200 amino acids. The transcript has 5 exons. NCBI's taxonomy places the organism in Eukaryota, Metazoa, Chordata, Actinopteri, Syngnathiformes, Syngnathidae.